AUGUCACCCCCAACCGCUCCUCUCUCCGUACGUCUCUCUCUCUCUCUCUCUCUCUCUCUCUCUCUCUCUCUCAAACUCUCUCUCUCUCUCAAACUCUCAAACUCUCAAACUCUCACUCUCUCUCAAACUCUCAAACUCUCUCUCUGCCUCAAACUCUCUCUCAAACUCUCUCUCAAACUGUCCCUCUCCCUCUCCCUUUCUCUCUCUCUCACACACUCUCUCUGUACCGCGAGCAUGGAGGUGGCCGACCAGAUUCACCGGGUCGUGGACAAGCUCAAGGCCAUUGCCGAUACGGACCCUCGCGCCAAAGCGGCGCUGAACCAGCUCUUCGAGUCGAGCCGCGACUUUAGCGCCCUGACCGACCCGAGCCCGGUCGUGCGUGGAGGUCUCAAUUCGCCCUCAACUUCCGGCUCACAGACAAACGCACAAGCACCCACGCCCUGGUCGCCCGAAGCCCAAGACAUGUUUGCCACGCUGCGGGAUAUCACCUGGCGCGUGGAUGCUCUCAUCGAGCUCCAUUGCACUGCUGCCAUGGAUGGAGAUGAUGGUCUCAAGGCAAGCCUUGAUACGAUGACAAUUGCCUCGCUGACCCGGUGGCAUAUUUGCCAGAAGAGUCGCCGCCGUUUCAGCUCAUCAAGCUGUGCCCCUUGCAUGUACCGUAUACAGGCCAAGUGUGAUGACGAAUGGGAGGUGCUUCUUCAGUCCCUGGAGGAUCUCAAGGCCCUGGGCGAGCGCUCAGCAUGCCUUGAGCAUUGGGAUAAGGUUAAGCGCAAGGCAGACACCAUGGCAGCAGCCCAGGCCAUUACCGAGCAGACCUUGGACGCACGGCGUAUGCUAGACAGUAUUUUUGACUAUUUUCAUCAGCUGGAAGAGGAGGAAGACAUCCAGCUCUUUGAUCAGCCGUCCACCGCACCCACCGAGGUCUCCGCUACACCCACAGAAAGCGACGCGGCCACCGCAAGCUCAGACCCGACAAAGCUGUAG
Monosiga brevicollis MX1 is the source of this 984-nucleotide messenger RNA. RefSeq lists its product as uncharacterized. The record is from RefSeq and is a predicted model, not a curated record. The transcript is spliced from 7 exons. Lineage: Eukaryota; Choanoflagellata; Craspedida; Salpingoecidae. Bases 1 to 984 code for a protein of 327 amino acids.